Messenger RNA from Petromyzon marinus (sea lamprey), 1963 nucleotides. It is a transcript of the gene ZFPL1, whose product is annotated as zinc finger protein like 1. The record is from RefSeq and is a predicted model, not a curated record. Gene Ontology annotation, cellular component: Golgi apparatus. Lineage: Eukaryota; Metazoa; Chordata; Hyperoartia; Petromyzontiformes; Petromyzontidae.
CGCACCGGAAGCGCGUCACACCAGGAAGACGUGGCAGCGGAAGUGGAGGGUCGAGCGGCAUGGGGCUGUGCAAAUGCCCGAAGCGGCUCGUCACGAACCUCUUCUGCUUCGAGCACCGCGUCAACGUCUGCGAGCACUGCCUCGCGGCGUCCCACGGCAAGUGCAUCGUACAGUCGUACCUGCAAUGGCUGCAAGACAGCGACUACAGCCCGGACUGCCCACUGUGCAGCACGGCGCUCGCCGGCGGGGACACCGUGCGCCUCAUGUGCUACGAUGUGUUUCACUGGGCAUGCCUGAACACCAUGGCGGCACAGCUGCCCCCCAACACGGCGCCUGCCGGGUACUGCUGUCCCAGCUGUAAGGCCCCCAUCUUCCCGUCGCCCAACCUGGCGGGGCCCGUCGCCACGGCCCUCCGCGCUCAGCUCAGCUCCGUAAACUGGGCCCGAGCGGGUCUGGGCCUCUCUGUGAUCGAGGAACCGGAGGCCACCUCGAAAGAAGCCCAGCUCGACGUCACUGACUACCAGGACUGGCCACCGGCAUCGUCGUCGUUUCACGCAACAGACGGAACGAGAGCGAUGCAGGAACAGCGCGGAGAGCCUGAGGAUGGGGCUGGGGGUAGGGCGGUCACGGUGGGGGCCCGGGGGGUGGGAGAUGGGGGACCCCUGAGUGGAACCGGGGGAGACCCAGCACCAGCCAUCGCUUACAGCCCUGGGGACGAACACACAGCGAGCCCGGUGGCAUCGGCGCAGAGGAAGGUGUACGACGCGACCGCCCGGGAGCCCUUUCAAUCCACGAGCAUCCACGUCGACACGGACGAAGAUAAGUACCGGCGACGCCCGGCGCUGCAGUGGCUCGCCCGCUGGUUCCGGUCACGGUCGGCCCCGCAGUCGCGCAGGAAGGACGCGUCUCUGGUGGCCGGGGCCCGGAGGCAGCGCCGAGUUGUGCUGCUGGUGCUGGGGCUGCUGGCGUUCCUCACGCUACUGCUGGUCAUGAGCCAGCUAGGCCGGGGUGCGGCCGACAGCGACCCCCUGCUCGACCCCCUGGCCAACCCCCACAUCCGGGUGCAGCAGCCGAGGUUGUGGUGAGGGCGGAGGCGGCGGGGCCCGGUGGUCCUCGCGGAAUUCACCGCCACGCCGGUGGCGGCACAACAUGGGGAGACUCGUCGCGUCGUCACCCCCACAUUCCAGAAACUAAACGAGAGAUCGGUUCGGCUGACGUUUCAGUUGAUUUCCGGAGCGGUAAAGUUGAUUUGUACCCUGGGUGUCGCUUUCCUGUCUUGUGAGACUGCUGCUGCAUCUUGCGAGACUGUCGUAGAGGGGAGGGGUCCUAGGGCCCUCGUUAGAGGCCGGGUCGCCCCUGCUGGUCCCCCCUCAAGGCUGCGCGGUUUCCACUGGGACCAGGGUGAGUGACCGCACAGGCCUCUCCCUCGCGGCGAUGCCUAGCGGGGCCUCUUAACGACAAGGCAUUGGCGAUAAAGUUGGAGCCCUGAAACUGUUCGCUCACACCGCAGCUGGUGGCAGUGGUCUCCGCCAGACGGAUCUCUAGAUGGUAUUUGGCCUACUCUUCCACGCUGAACAGACGUGUGCGUUGGAAGAGGUGGGCGUGGCCCACACUUUACCCCUGCACAUGCGACCUGCUGGUCGAUCGACUACGGUGUUUCCAUUUGUACUGCUUUGGCGAAUACGCCGACACGAAUCCCGGACUAAUUCUCGGACCAGCAGUAAUGUCGGAGUGACGCAAGUAACUGAUCUCAUUCAGCGGGGCGAUAUGAUUCUGUUAAUAAAGUGAAGAAGUGUCUGUGUGUUCAUAGGUAUCGUGGCCAUGCAAGGCAGCUCCUGGCAUGGGGUUGGGGAGAUGCAGGGUGCACAUGAAUCUCAUGUUAUGGGAUCUAUGGGUUCCCGCUCAGUAGUUUGGCUUCGUUGACUUUGUCCUUAACCGGAUAAUAAACCUUGGGUUACCGGUG